Bursaphelenchus okinawaensis is the source of this 963-nucleotide messenger RNA. Lineage: Eukaryota; Metazoa; Nematoda; Chromadorea; Rhabditida; Aphelenchoididae. The record is from the annotation of a GenBank genome assembly.
AUGGCCAAUCUUCAAGAAGUAAGGCUGUAUGAGAAUCACACGGAACGAGAAAAUGUAGAUAACAUGAGCGAGUUGUAUGCCGUCUUGAAUGCUUUGGAGUGUCUGGAGAAGGUCUUCAGUCGAGAUUACAUUUUGCCAAAUGAGUACACUGCCGAAUGUUCAAAGUUGUUAACCCAAUAUAAAGUAAGUUCAUGUUCUGAGUUUUUGGAGUUUUAGGUACAGUUGAGUGUGCACGACUGAUUAAUCGUUUUGCUGAUUGAUUAACGUGUCAUUUACUUUUAACUAUAUUGUAUUUGAUAAUUUGAUGUUUUUUAUUAAUUUUCUUUUAUGUUAAAUUUACAAAAUUUUUAUAUUUUGUGACAUUUAGGUAACAAUCAGACUUCUCCACGGAAUGAGUGUUGAGGAUUUUGUGAGAAAGUACAGAAUAAACUGCCCGGCUGCUUUAGAGAGGAUCAAAGAGGACCGGCCGAUCACGGUGAAGGACGAUCGAGGAAAUGUGUUGAAGAAUAUCGCUGGAAUCGUCGAGGUAUUCAUCACCUUGAUGGAUCAGUUGAAACUAAACAUUCGGAGUGUGGAUGAACUGUUCCCCAAUUUGGCCGAAUUAUACAACGCUCUGAACACGAUGAGUUCCCUUCCUGAUAACAUCGGUAUAAAACAGAAGAUCAAAAGCUGGUGAGUUUAAGUUUUAAUGGUUAAAGUACGGUAGUAGUCAAAGUUUAUUUAUUAACUUUUGUUUGUCAGGUUUUAAGAAAACUUACUCAUUGUUAGAAUAAUUAAUGUUUGAAGUUGCUUUUGUAAAAUCGGUUAUAAUAUUUAUUGGUAUUUAAAAUCUGACGUAUUAGGCAUGAUAAGUUGUCGUCGAUGACUGCCAGCGACGAGAUCUCGGAGGAGGAAGCCCGUCAGAUGGUGUUCGAGGUGGAAUCCGCUUACAACGACUUCAACCGCCAUUUGCGCAAUACUUAA